Stylonychia lemnae is the source of this 885-nucleotide messenger RNA. The record is from the annotation of a GenBank genome assembly. Lineage: Eukaryota; Ciliophora; Spirotrichea; Sporadotrichida; Oxytrichidae.
AUGAUGAUCCUAUUUCAAUGGACCCGAAAGAAAUAUGGACUAUAUAAGUAUUAUAUCGCCCACCCUGAGUCAAUCAAUUUGCUAAAUCAUAUGAAAUAGCCAAGUUCAUUUCUAAAGAAAGCAGGAAAAACUCCUACAAGUGAAUUAGUGCAAACUUAGAUAAAAUUAGAAUUUGUAAAUUAUCCUCUAUAACUCAAAUAGAAAAGAUUUAUAUUUAGCAAGAUAAAAUAUCUCUAUGAAAAUGACCACUUAAUUUUUAAUGAUUCCCAAUCUAUUAGACCUGACUUCAACCCCAAACUAGAAAUUGUUCUGAAUGAUUUUUAAGAGCAAAAUUUACUUCAAGAUGCCCCAUAAUGUGAUGACAAGGGAGUCUAUAAAUUAAGCUUGAAAGGUCUACUUGACAUUGAUGAGUUAAAAAUACUAAUCAAUCAUAAAAAGAUUCUGCUACUGCAACACAGUUACCAUAUUUUAGAAGAUCUUUGUAGAUAAAGAAGUGAUGUCAAAAUUUAUGGAACAUAUUUAAAAAAUUUGUAGCGCCCUGAAAAAAACCCCUAGUUGAAGUUUUAUGAAACUUCCAAAACAGAUAAAAUUACUGGCCAGAAGGAAUACAAGAUAGUGUCUACAUUUGAUUAAAUAAGCAAAGAAGAUAAAUUUAAACUUAAAUCAGCAAUAGAUGCCUAUUAUGAUUCUUAUCAUAGUGAUCAGCCGUGGGUUAAUCUGGAGAAGCAACUCUAUUAAAAUCGAGUAUAAAUCGAUGAAAUUGAUGCAUUAAUUCAGAAUCUUUAAAAUGAUGAAGACACGAAGCUGAGAAUGAUAGCUAAUCAGGGGAAAACAACUAAUUACUUGUACUAAUUAGUCUACAAAUAUAAUGUGAUCUGCCCUUGA